This is a messenger RNA of Meleagris gallopavo (turkey), 5058 nucleotides long. Lineage: Eukaryota; Metazoa; Chordata; Aves; Galliformes; Phasianidae. The record is from RefSeq and is a predicted model, not a curated record.
CAUCUGAAGGUCCUCGGUCUGGACUUGGAUGCUGCUCCCUCCAUCACCGAGCAGGGUUGGCAGAGCUGCCGGGCGCUGCAGAGCCCCUCGGGCGGCCCUGGACGCUGUGUGCCGCUGUGUGCGCCAGGGCCGCUUCCCAACUGGCGGCGGUGACUAAGCAGCCCCGAGCAGCUGCCUCAAAGGUCCAUUCUUCUGUGAGAGAUUUAUUGCGGCAAGCAGAGGCGCUGAGAUGUGAUAAUUGCCUUCAUUCCCGGACGAAGACCCUGAAGAACAAAAGCCAGUUGCCCGUGAAUCCAUGGUGUGAUUCAAGCAUUCGCAGAGAGGGAGGAGUGGGAACUGCGCGCCUGUUGCUGUAGCAAAAGUGAAUGGGCAUUAAUCAAAAGGGCAGCUCGGCCCUGCGAGGCGGCUGCAGCGCUGCCCAUGGCGCUGCCCGCGGCCCUCCAGCCCUCGCCUGCUCCGCGCUGCCCUGUCCCUGCCCUGGGGCUGCUGCGGGGAUCCCGGCACUGAGGGGAUGCCACGACGUGAAGCUGGGGGACGUCACUCCAGGGCUGCGCCGACGGUGCCGCCGGGGCUCCUGUCUCUUGUGAGCCUGUCUCACUCCGCGCUGCGGUCUUAGAGCCCAUCUUCUUCACGCGGAUCUCCUGAGCGCGCUCCUGUUCGACGCUCGCUGCUAUAAGGAUCCCCGCAAGGGCUGAAAGCUUGCCGGUUGGUCAGCAUGAGAGACUUGAGACCUGAUUCUUGGUUCUUCAGCUUUCUGGUUGGCAGUCUAUCCAGGAGCCUCUUUGCCUCUGCAGCCCUUGCCGAGAAUCAGACUUCAAAGGAUUUUGCUCCUGUUAUGAUAGAGACCUUGAGACACAUGUAUGAAUAUGUGCCCACUGCUUUGGACUGGUGGCAUGCAGAUAGGUUCUGUGACCAGCGCUUUGCUCAGCUGCUUUUUGAACCCCCAGACAGCGAGCAAUCAUCCUUCAGCAAACUGCUGCAGUCCCACCACAUCAGAGGUUCUGUUUGGCUGAAUGAAAGGGAUGGGGUCCUGCACAGACCAAAAUGGAGACGGAACCAUAUUGUGCCAGUCCUGGUGUUUGGAGUCAAAACAGACACAAAAUAUGUGAAGGUGCUCUCUGACUUCCCAGUGCUGCCUGCUGUCACAGCCUGUGCCCAUCUCCAGUGGGACACCAGGACUCAGGAGAUUGCUACUGUCUUUUCCUAUGCUGUGCCAGCUUUUAUUAACGAAUUCCAGCUCCGUGGCUUUGUUGAUGAGGAAGGCUUUGUUAGAUUUGCUCUCAUUGUCCAUGGGCACCAUUCCCCAUACCUGCCUGUGUUCCGUGCGGAUGGACAGUGGCAUCACUUUUGUGUGACGUGGCAGCAGGAAAAUGGGACCUGGGCCAUCUAUGCUGAUGGUAAAAGGAGGGCAUCUGCCAGCGGCCUGUGUACCGCAGGGUUGGCUGCCCCCCAGGCCAUCUACGGCCAGGGCACUUUCAUAAUUGGGCAGGAUCAAGAUUCCCUUGGGGGCACCUUCAAGGCAAAAGAGUCCUUCAGUGGGAACAUCACAGACUUGCAUAUCUGGCAGAAAGUCCUCAGCGUGGAGCAGAUUGAGAAUGUUCGGUCGUGCUGGAUGGUAGAACAAGAGCUUGUGUUUGGGUGGAGCUUGAAUGCUCUGGAGAUUGAAAGCACUGUUGAGGAAGUGACUGCACAGUUUCUUUGCCCAGGGCCUGUUGAAGAAUGUCGAGUUUUUGAAGUUGGCAGCAGCGGAUUCCGCCACACGUCUUGUUUGCAAUCUUUGCCUUUUAUCUGUCGCUACAGAAAGGAUGCAUAUUGGCAACUGAAAAAAGCUCAGCUGGAAUCCAGCCAUUUGCUUGUCAGCCAUGUGAACACACUUGCAAAGAGGAUGGUGAUUCCUGAGAACAUCUUCACUAGUAAUGUCCGAGACAUGAACCUCUCUGUCGCUCUCGGUACUCUUGAUGUCCUGGCAACUGUUCUGAGGAACGAAGAGACACCUGUGGAGUCCUCUGACCUCCUCAUGGUGCUUCAGUUACUAAAGCAAGUUGCUGAUGUGGAAGUCCAGGAAAGAGAGGAGCUGGAGAUGCUGGAGCAGCUGGGUCAAUAUUACAUGGAAGUGACUGAGUUAAUCCUGGAAGAGCAGAAUAUUGAAACGUGGUCAUCCAUCAGCCAGGCUGUCAGAGGGCCUAUGGCUGUUGUUGAGCUCUGUGACAGAGUGGUGUCACUUCUGGCCCCACUGCUGACCUCAAGGAGGACAAAGAUCACUAUCCAGCAUCAAAAUGUUGGAAUGGAGAUCAGGAAGCUGGAGCUGAGCAGUCAGCAGCUAAGCAGUGAGACAUACCUGAUCCAGAGCCCUGAGGAAGACAGGCCUGACUUCAUUGAAAUUCCUGUCGAAGAGAUUCAAAGAUUGAAAGCCAAAGGUCUCCGCAUGGUCACAGUGAAGAACAUGUGGUUUGGCUACGGCUCCCUGCAGCACUGCCUGCCGGGCCCAGGCAGCAGUGCCGCCAUUCAAGACGUGGCCGCCUUCGAUGGAGGACAGAAGUACCUGAGCACUGCGGUGGGCACUGCUGUCAUUUCAUCCACCGUGCUCAGCGAUUACCAGGAGAUAAGCACUUCUGUGCGCUACCAUCUGCAACACCACACCCGGGACCUGCCUGAUAAGCUGGUGGGGCCCACCUGUGCCUUCUGGAACUUCAGCCUCAGCCCAGAUGCUGGUGGGAUGUGGUCAACAGCUGGCUGCUCUGUGGUGACAUCUCUCCCAGAUUCCACCAUCUGUUUCUGCAACCACACCACAAACUUUGCUGUGCUGCUGCAAGUGUAUGAGAUAAAGAGGACCACCAACGAGGAGCUCACACUACAAACCUUGACUUUUAUUGGAUGCGGAGUUUCCUUUUGUGCCCUGGUUGUUACCUUCAUUUUAUUCUUGGUAGUUGGUGUCCCCAAGAAUGAACGAACAACUGUGCACAAGAACCUGAUCUUUGCAUUAGCUGCAGCAGAAGCUCUGCUCAUGUUCAGUGAGUUGGCCAAGACCAACCAGGUGCUGUGUUUUCUGGUCACUGCCUUCCUUCAUCUCUCAUUCAUGGCAGCCUUCUCAUGGAUGCUGGUUGAGGGGCUUCUCCUGUGGAGUAAGGUGGUAGCAGUCAACAUGAGUGAAGACAGGAGAAUGAAGUUCUACUAUGCGACAGGCUGGGGCCUUCCAGCCAUUAUCGUGGGUGUGACCCUUGCAACUUCCUUCAAUAACUACGUGGCAGACAACUACUGCUGGCUGAAUGUUCAGACCAAUAUCAUCUGGGCCUUUGUUGGGCCUGUUCUCUUCAUCCUGGCAGUGAACACCUUUGUGCUUUUCCGGGUGGUGGUGGUGACUGUGUCCAGUGCUCGCAGGAGGGCAAAGAUGCUGACACCCAACAGCAGUCUGGAGAACCAGAUUGGAAUACAAAUAUGGGCCACAGCCAAACCCAUCUUGGUGCUGCUGCCUGUGCUGGGACUGACAUGGGUGUGUGGGAUCCUUGUCCACCUCAGCAUCAUUUGGGCCUACGUCUUCAUUGUGCUCAACUCCCUCCAGGGCCUUUAUAUAUUCCUGGUCUAUGCAAUCUAUAACAGUGAGGUGCGGAAUGCUAUCCAGAGGAUGAAGGACAAGAAGAAAGCACUCUCAUUCACAAACUGCUCUCAUCCCAUCAACUACUUAUCAAGUCCAAGAAACACCACCUCCUGGGAGACUGGGAAACCGAGUCCUGCAGCAGCGAGUGCCUCUUCAAACCCUGUGCAGAAAGACCCUCCAGUGAAGAACAUCACCAACAGAGGCAACUUUGGAGGCAAAAUUCCCAUGGGGAUUUCAUCAAUCAUGUCACCAGAGAGACCGGCUGUAGAGCUGACAGCAUUCAAAUCCUCAGUGUCUAAGCAGGGCAAGCUUAGACUGUUUUCGAGAAGAUGCCACCCAGAAGCCUUACAGCUUUCCUCCCCACAGUGGACACAUGAACGAGGCAGACAGCAGUGUUUGGGAGUAAACGUGCUGCAGUCCCAGGCUGAGCACGUGCACUGGUGCAUCUCAGCCUCACCUGCUCCUGCCUAUUUUAAUGAGCCACAUGUGUAAUUAAACUCCAGCUGUGUAAAGAGGUGGGCUGUUUAGCUUGUUUUUGCUUUCUCAGGUAAGCCCCCAGCAUAUGUUUAAAAAGCACACAGCCCUGAGCACAUGGAAGGGAGGAUGGAGCCCUCGCAGUGCCCAUGCCUUUGGCGUUAGGAGAACUGGCAGGGCCCCUGCAGAAGCUGGCCAGUCCCCAGGCCAGGCUUGGUGCCUCCCCUCUCCCUGGGUCAGCAACCACACAACUGCAGUGGAAGCAGCAGCUGGAGCAGGCCACGUGCACACAGCUCCCUGCGAGCCUGGAGAGCAGCUCUGCUCGCACCUGGGGCCACGGCUUGGGCUGUGCUUCAGCCUGAGGGUGAUGGAGAAGAUCUCCUUGAACCAGAAGAGCCCUCCUCUCACACUUGUGUGCAUGCAAGGCAGUGAGCAUGGCGCUGUGCUGCUCUGCAAUGAGGGACAGGACUCAAAGAUAAUUGCUUCCAGACAUUAAACAUAUGAAGUACAAGGCAGCAGUGUCCAGCUGCAGCAAUGCUGGGAUGACCCCAGGGCAGGGCAGCAUUGCACGUGGUCAUCUCAGCUUGUUUGGCAGCACAAAAUGCUGUGUAGCUCCUCGGGAAAACAGCUGCCAGGGAAAGCAAGCUGUAGUCCUCUGUGCUUGAUGGUGGUUGAGAGACAAAUCAUCUGAAUACUCUCUUCUGUUUGUUUUCUCCCAAAAUGGUUUAAGACAGAGAGAUGUAUUUUGCCCCAAAUGUGUUUAUUUGAAAACUUCCAGCCAGCUCUAAUGCAGAUUGCCAUGGUGCCAGCAGCAGGCUUGCAAGAGGUUAUGCAAAGAUGCAGGAGGACACCGCCUGCCCCUGCCUGAACCAGGAGAUCACGUGUGCAGGAGUGCGGGUGGAAGCUGGGGGCUGGCAGGACCUGCUUGCAGCUGCCCAGCAGAGUGGUGCUGGGCCUGGGGUGGAAUCCAUCUGCCUCGCCCCACUGCA